This is a messenger RNA of Heterobilharzia americana, 5588 nucleotides long. The record is from the annotation of a GenBank genome assembly. NCBI's taxonomy places the organism in Eukaryota, Metazoa, Platyhelminthes, Trematoda, Strigeidida, Schistosomatidae.
AUGUUUGCAUUGCAUUUUACAUUACAAGUAUGCAGCAUAUAUUCCAUUGAGCUUACGAAAAAUUGGAAGGCCGGUGGUCUUAGAGAUUUAAAUCUGUAUAAACAUGAUUUCAGCGGCAACAAACCUCUCAUAGCUGAUUUGGCUCUUGCUGCCCUUAAAGAACGAGGUGAAGUGAAAAAGAAACGACUCUGUCCUCAAUUUCGUACUGACCGUUCACUAUGUUUGAUGACCAAGAAAAAUCCUCUCAGAAGAGUUUGUAUAUGUAUAGUGGAUGCACGACCAUUUGAAUAUUUUAUUUUGGCAACAAUAUUGUGCAACUGUUUGGCACUAGCGUUCAAUCAUCCUUAUCCUGGAGAAGAUUCAAAUGCUGUAAAUAUGGUUUUGGAGAAAGUUGAACUUGCAUUUGUUAUUAUUUUUACAACUGAGUCUGCAUUAAAAAUCAUUGCCUAUGGAUUCGUUCUUCAUCAAGAUGCUUAUCUAAGAAAUUUCUGGAAUGUACUUGAUUUCAGUAUAGUAUUAAUUGGUUUAUCAUCAAAAGCAUUAGAGAACAUGAAUAUGGAUGUAAAAGCACUUCGAGCCUUUCGAGUGUUACGACCUCUCCGGUUACUUUCUGGUUUACCGAGUCUUCAGGUUGUGCUCAACUCUAUUAUCACAGCUAUGGUUCCACUAUUGCAUAUAGCUUUGUUAGUAAUUUUUGUAAUUAUUGUCUACGCAAUUGUUGGCCUUGAAUUAUUUCAGAGCAAACUACAUCUAACAUGCUAUAAAAAUUCAACACACAAAAUCCCCGAAAUGAUGCCAAAUCCACGACCAUGUACAUUUGAAACGUCAGCGAUGGGAUUCAAAUGUAGCGAACUUGGACCAGAUUAUUUUUGUGCAGAUAUGUAUGGUAAAGAAAGUGAAAGGUAUACAGGCCCUGAAGGUGGCAUCGUUAGCUUUGACAACUUUUUGUACUCUAUGCUUACAGUAUUUGUAUGCAUUACAAUGGAAGGAUGGACUAGUACAGGCUAUUACGUUUCUGAUGCAAUCGGUUCUUGGUGGCCUUGGAUAUACUUUGUGACUCUAAUUUUACUAGGUUCUUUUUUUGUAAUGAAUCUCGUUCUCGGCGUCUUAAGUGGAGAAUUCAGUAAAGAAAAAGAAAAAAUUGAUCGUACUUUGCUUUUUCGUAAAGAAAGACAAGAAAAACGUGAACAACAGGAUUAUUUAGGUUAUAAAGAAUGGAUCGAAUUAGCUGAAGAAUUAAGUGAUUCUGAAGGAGAUGAUAAAGGAAGUGAAGAUUUAGAAUCAGGUGGUGCUGAUGGAAUUGUUGAAGAUGAACCAGAGAUGCAUGUUGAAGAAGUAGUGAAAACACAUUGUCAUAGCACUCUACGUCGUCUAAGAAAAUUCCGUAAACGAACUCGGCGAGCUGUAAUAGCAUUUAUUAACAGUCGUCAGUGUUUUGCACUAAUUAUUAUAUUGGUUUUUCUCAACACAGUUGUCUUAACUACUGAACAUCAUAAUCAGCCAGAUUGGUUAGAUGAAUUUCAAGAUUUCGCUAAUGUCGUAUUCGUAACACUUUUUACAUUGGAAAUGGUUAUUAAAAUGGCGGCAUCAGGCUUCUCUGACUACUUUUCAAAACUAUUCAAUAGGUUCGACUUCUUUGUUGUCAUAUUUUCGAUAUUGGAAUUAGUUUUUGUUAAAUCUGGAUUACUCAAUCCAAUGGGUGUUUCAGUGUUACGGUGUGCGAGACUACUAAGGAUAUUCAAACUAACUCAAUAUUGGGAAAGUCUUCGAAGUUUAGUAGGCAAAUUACUGAAAUCUGUACGAUCAGUUGCAAGUCUCCUACUUCUUCUAUCCAUAUUCAUCCUCAUUUGUUCUUUACUUGGCAUGCAACUAUUCGGUGGACGAUUUAAUUUUAUAGCACAUGAAAAACCUCGUGCAAAUUUUGAUGGAAUUCUACAAGCUAUGCUGACUGUAUUUCAGAUACUUACCGGUGAAGAUUGGAAUGAAGUCAUGUACCAUGGAAUGAGGGCAUAUGAAAAUAGCCCUUGGUAUGGGGUUGUGGUUAUAUACUUCAUAUUUCUUUUUAUAUGUGGGAACUAUAUACUACUGAAUGUAUUUUUGGCUAUUGCUGUGGAUAAUUUAAACGAGGAUGAAGAUGAGGAUGAUGAUGGUAAUGGCGAUGCACAAAAGAAACAGACUGAAUCAUCAGAACAUACAGGAAUGGUAGAACAGAAUAAACAGCCUGGAGAAGAACAACAAAAUGAAAUAAAUUCUACUGUGAAAAUAAACCAGUAUGAUAAGACGGAUACUGAAGAUCAAACUUAUGAAGAAAUGUUUGCUGAGGAGGAAGAUGCCGAGGAGGAAGGUGAUUUGGAUGAUAAAAAUGGUGACGAUCAGAAAGAUAUGUCACCUCAAGACAGUCGAACAAUGCCACCUCACUCUGCUUUCUUUAUAUUUGCUGAUACCAACAAGUUUCGAAUAUUUUGUCACAAUGUGGUCUGCUUCUCACACUUUGGAAAUAUCGUGCUUGUCUGCAUUUUAGUGAGCAGUAUUCUUCUUGCUGCAGAAGAUCCAUUACAUGCAAACUCUCCAAGAAACCGGAUUUUGAAUAUGUUUGAUUACUUUUUUACCAGUGUAUUCACUGUUGAAAUCACACUAAAGAUGAUCUCCUACGGAUUUGUUCUUCAUGAAGGGGCGUUUUGCCGUAGUGUCUUUAACUUGUUAGACCUAAUCGUUGUGUGCGUUGCGUUAGUUUCAUUCGUUCUACAAAAUCAGACAAUCUCAGCUGUAAAAAUUCUUAGAGUUCUUCGGGUGCUUCGACCGCUAAGAGCUAUCAAUCGAGCCAAAGGGUUGAAGCAUGUUGUCCAAUGUAUGGUUAUUGCCAUCAAAAGUAUUGGCAAUAUAGUUCUUGUUACUUUCUUACUGGAAUUCAUGUUUGCUGUUAUCGGUGUACAGUUAUUCAAGGGUAAAUUCUACGCAUGUACAGAUAUAUCGAAACAUGUGGAAGAAGAAUGCAAAGGUCAGUUUAUUGAAUAUAAAGAUAUGAGUUUGGACAAUCCUGUUCUCAGUGAAAGAGAAUGGAAAAAUGCUGAUUUCAAUUUUGACAACGUUCCAAAUGCCUUGCUUACGCUAUUUGCAGUUUCCACAUUUGAAGGAUGGCCAACUUUAUUAUAUAGGUCAAUUGAUUCGAAUGCGGAAGACCAUGGGCCAAUUACAAAUUAUCGGCCAAUUGUUGCAUUUUUCUACAUAACAUUUAUUAUUGUUAUUCCAUUCUUUAUGAUUAAUAUAUUCGUUGGUUUUGUCAUUGUGACAUUUCAAAAAGAAGGUGAAGCUGAAUAUAAAAACUGUGAACUGAAUAAAAAUCAACGUAAAUGCAUAGAAUAUGCACUGAAAGCUAGACCGCGUCGACGUUACAUUCCAAAAGGACAUUUCCAGUUUAAAAUAUGGUCUGUGGUUGUAUCGAAAAAGUUUGAAAUACUGAUAUUCAUAUUUAUUUUUAUAAACACAGUAGCAUUAAUGUUAAAAUACGAUAAGCAAGAUAAAUAUGAGGCGAGGAUAUUGGAUUCGUUCAAUUAUUUCUUCACUGCUGUAUUCACAGUUGAAUUUGUACUUCGUUUAUCUGCAUUCAGUUUUCGUCAUUACUUUGGCGAUAUCUGGAAUGUUAUUGAUUUUGUUUUAGUUCUUGGAAGCUAUAUAGACAUAAUUGUUACACAGUCCGAUAUAAGUCAAGUGAAAUUCAGUGUAAAUUUCUUUCGACUAUUUCGUGUUAUGCGACUGAUCAAGUUACUGAGUAAAGAAGAAUCUAUACGACAGCUACUGUGGACUUUCAUCAAGUCAAUACAGGCAUUACCAUAUGUUGCUCUGUUGAUCGCAAUGAUAUUUUUUAUUUAUGCUGUGAUCGGAAUGCAAUUAUUUGGGCAAAUUUCAAUUGAGGAAAAUCCAUUGGAAGAAGAGGAAUGGCCUAAUCUGCAUAGAAAUAAUAAUUUUCAAAAUUUUUUCUAUGCUCUACUGGUACUGUUUCGAUGUGCUACAGGAGAAUCAUGGCAAGAAAUUAUGAUGGCUUGUAGAGAAGGACAAAAAUGUUCAAAAGAUUCAGAUGAAACAGAAAUCAAUGGAUGUGGUUCCAAGUUGGCUUACGCUUACUUUAUUAGUUUCCAUGCUAUUAGUGCUUUCUUGGUUAUUAACCUAUUCGUGGCUGUGAUUAUGGAUAACUUUGACUACCUUACACGAGACUGGUCAAUUCUAGGACCACAUCAUUUAGAUGAAUUUGUUACAAAAUGGGCAGAUUAUGAUCCAGAAGCAAAAGGACGAGUUCGACAUUUGGAUGUGGUAACUAUGCUUGGAAAAAUAAGCCCACCACUUGGUUUCGGUAGUAUGUGUCCUCAUACUCGAGCAUGUCAUAAACUGGUCAGAAUGAAUAUGCCACUAAAUAGUGAUGGGACGGUCUUUUUCAAUGCAACACUUUUUGCUUUGGUGCGUAGAAACUUGAAGAUAAAAAUCCCUGGAGAUGCUGGAGAAAAAGAAAAAUCACUUGAUCAAUUGAAUGAAGAACUACGCAUUGUUAUCAAACGUAUAUGGAAGCGUACAAGUCCAAAAUUAUUAGAUCAAAUUAUUCCACCUAAAGGUAGUGAUGUUGUUACAGUUGGAAAAUUUUACGCAACUUUUCUCAUUCAGAACUGGUUCCGUGAAUGGCAGAAGCGUAAAAUGAUUCAAAAGGAUACAAGAUAUAUCCCACAAAUAAUGGCUGGUGAUCGUGCCAUGCCCCAUCAACCUACUAUUGUCGGGUUUCCUAGACGGUGUUCAUCAGAUCUUACUGGUGAUGAAAUUCAACGUCGACGAGGUGCUGAUAAACGGGAUACGUCAGGUGGAAUUUUUGGUCGUACUCUGAGUGAAUGGACAAGACGUAGGAGUAGUAAACGUGCUACAGGCCGUCAAGAACAAGAUUUCAAUCAUAUAAAUGGGAUGUAUGAUGCAGCAGGAAGUCCUUUUAAGAAUGGCAUGGGGAUAUGGAAUGAUAUGGUUUUGAAUGCACAAGCCGGUAAAGCUGCUCAUCCUGCUGUUGUUGCUCUUAUGGAAAAAGAGAAAAGAGAUGCUGAAGCUAGCAUGCUAUUGUUAUCAUCAUCGCAAGAAAAGGAAUUUAAACACUUACAUAAGUCAAUGAAUAUUCCUGUCAAUAAUAAAUAUCAUACUAAAAGUAAUAAAACAACUGUUAUAAAUGAACCAGAAGAUUAUCUUCAGCAAGUUCAGAAAAAUAUAAAUACUGUCUGUUCAUCAAUGGUGAAUAACCAGUAUUUAGUCAAACAGGUUAAAUAUAUGCAUAAUAUUAACACUUAUCAUAUACAUCAAGAAGAAGAACCUCGACAGUUCAUUUUAAAACCUAAGUUUAAUAAAUUUGUUCCAGAGAAAAAGAAUCAAAGGUGUAUAGAUAAACAUUUGUUAUAUCAUACUAUCAAUGGUAAUCAUCAUAAUCACAUUAAUGAUGCUACAAUACUAUUGAAUGAUAAACAUUCAAAUAUAUCCUGUAACAUGAAUUCAAAUUUAUCUUGUUCUGGUUACGUAUUUACACCAGAAAAGAUAGAUCAUUUGCUCAAAGUUAAUAGUUUUCUACA